Molecule: messenger RNA, 1629 nt
Organism: Ostertagia ostertagi
Lineage: Eukaryota; Metazoa; Nematoda; Chromadorea; Rhabditida; Trichostrongylidae
Source: the annotation of a GenBank genome assembly
AUGUUCAGCGACGACGAAGAUGUCAGCAGACACGCAGCUGUGCUGGACCAAGUUCACGACACUAUUAUUCACAGCAAGAAGUGGUCCUCAAAUUCCGUGGCCGCAGACAACUCCAAAGAGAAUCAAUCGCGAACCACAUUGGUUUCCCUUGAGAAUGAUCCAGUUUGUCGUCGUAUCUUGGCAGAGAAACGACGUCCACUGGGAGAUGUUUUCAUCCUUCCCAUGACGAAACCUGCUAGCGAUGGAAAUGAGUAUGAAUUUUCUAGCGAUACAGAAAAGGGGAAGAAUCAGGAUAGCACCCCUACUCGUUCGAUGGAUCGUACUCCCUCAGCCAAUACAUCUACUGCCCCUCAAAGCCGGCGUUCUACAAGAAGCAAUUCGGUGUCUUCUUCAAACACUCCACGUCUUUCUUAUCGCAAGCGAACUCGUCUCAGGAGACUGUUCAAAGCUUCAGUUUAUGCUAGCUUUUUCUAUUCAUGCUUUGAAACUCGGCAGUCUCAAAGUGACGAUGAUCAAGAGUUUAUUCCUUCGCUAUCCAUACCAGAGUAUGAAUCUUUACUAAGAGAAAGGCCUGAAUCGAAAAUGAGUUUGCGUCCCCGGAAAGAGCUCUGGACUGAUGAGGAUGAACUGCCACUGUAUGACAUUCAGUCGAUCAUGCGUAUGGAUAGCAUGGAUAAUGAGAUAUGCUCAAAAUCGGAAAAGCCCUCCGUGGAGCAAGAUCCAAAGAAAAGCUGCUGCAAUGAGGACGAUUGUGCUGAUUUCGCUUUCCUUCCAAGCAUAUUUCUCUCUAAAGGGGCUGAAGAAUUGACACCGAAAUGUUCUCGGAGGACUCCUGGGAGAGGUAGUUCGAAGAGAAAAUCGAGGCGAUCCACAAGAUGUGAUAGAAAGGCUUCAGAAAUGAAAACGGUGCACCCUCCUACAUCUGAGAAUCUGCCUUCAAAUGCAAAACGACGGCACUCUGGCUCUGAUACCGACAUGGAUGCACCGCUUUCGUUAUUCACAAAGUCAAGGUCCCGAGAUUAUCGAGCUCAAAUCCGAAUGAGACCUCCCCGUUCAACCACAUCCACUGAAGCAGGUAUGGAAAACAUUCAAAAAUCGUUAGAAGGGCUGAGCCUCGAGGAAAAGGUGGCCAAACUUGUAAAGCGACUUGCUGAUAGCGAAGAGCAUAAUGUGAAGUUAAAGGAAAAAGCAGCUCAGAUUCGCGAAGAUAGUUUGAAUAAGGUUCGUCUGCUCGAGCACGAACGACAUCAACUGUUGAACAACUUCGAGGAGCCCUUAAGAGAAAGACAAUACUGGCAAGAAUAUAACAAGGCCAAGGAUAUUGAAAUCAAACUGCUCAAAACAAAGCUAGAAGCUGCCGAAAUCUUUUGCGCAGAAAUCUGCCCUAGAAAAGGAGGAGUUGACGAGAACCUUGUUGAAGGUACUGCUCGAAUUGGAGGUGCUCUAGAGAAUGAAAAAGCUCUACGAGAAGAGGUUAAACGAUAUGCCGGACGAUACGAGGAAAUCACAAGAAGUCUUGCUGAAAGUAAUGCAGCAUUCGACAAAUUCAAGAAGGAAAUUGAUAGGGUGAAUUCGAACUUCAAAAAGGUAGAAACUGAUGCCUUCAAAUGGAAGCAAAAGUAUGAGGAG